AUGCUCGCCGCCCACCCCGCUGGCUUAGAACCCCCCUCUCCACAACAACCAGAAGUCAUGUCCGAGGUUACAAAGCUCGACGCUAUCCCAGCUUCCGAGAAGCUUGCUGGCGUACAACCGACGAAGCCUGCCGAAGCUGUCCAAGCGAACCAAAUUGCCAAGUCAUCGCCUGUGAAACAAACGGAAGACACAAGGACAGGACAAGACGAUAAACCUUUAUCACCCUCCGCUGUCGUAGAUGUUCCCCGGUCGGUGAAAGAAUCGGAUGGGACUCAAUCUCCAUCGCAUGACACUCAAGCCCCAGCCAACGAAGCGGCCCCUGCCACAGACCCAGCCCCCAGCUCCAGUCCACCGAAAGAGAAACGAAAUAAUGAACGACAGGGAGGGAAUGUCCGUGGACGUGGGCAGAGAGGUAGAGGGCGUGGUGGUGCAGGUCGGGGCUCGAAUACGGCAACAGAUGCAAAUGGUGAUCGAAGGCGGAAGGAUCCGACUGGAGGGUCUUCGGAAGAUGCGACAGCGGCGACAGGGAACGAAGCAGCUGGGGUUACGAAGCCAGCAGCUGGGCCUUACAGGAAUCCUAAUCGUGUACUCACCGGCGGGGCUGACAAGAAGCGCCUCACGAAAGAGGAACUUGACCUCAAGAUGCGGGAGAUGCGCCGUCUCAAUGCCGAGCUCGUAGCGAAGAAAGAGGCCGUGGCAGCAGAUGAACAAGCAUGGCACGACGCCGAGAGGGUUCGCACAGCACAAGAGCAACAGGAGCGCGAGCAACGACUGGCACAAGAGGCUGCUAACCGCGCUGCGCAACGGAAGAAGCAAGAAGAGACGAUGCGGAUUCAGGCUCAGUUGAAGCGCGAACGAGCGGAAAACGCCGCCCGAAAAGCCCAAUCCAUGGCAUCCCGCGAAUGGGACGUCGGCAAGACCAACGACCUUGCCGGCCGCGCGACCGACCACACACCCAGCAGCAGCCAAUGGCAAGCCUACGACGGAUACUCGCGCAACAACCGAGACGACCAACAGCAGCAGCAAUCCUCUCAACAACGGCCCGAGUUCAACGGCAGCAGAUGGGGUCAUGACGAUCGGGGGCCCGCGCAGCGGUACGGCAGCGGUGGUGGACGCGAUGCUGCUAGCAGCGGCGUCGGGCGUGGACGAGGAGGCGUGAGGUACACUGAGAAGCGCAAUCAACCCGAUCAGCAGCAGCAAAGCAAGGGCGAACCCGCCAAGCCGGAGAAGGUGGUGACUGUAGAGGAAAAGCCGGCGGCUGCCGAGGAAAAGAAGAGCGAGCCGACGCCGGAUUGGGGCGCGAAGGCUGCGGAGGGCGCGAAGUUGGGGUGGGGCGAUGAAUGA
Fimicolochytrium jonesii is the source of this 1344-nucleotide messenger RNA. RefSeq lists its product as uncharacterized. The transcript is spliced from 5 exons. The record is from RefSeq and is a predicted model, not a curated record. Bases 1 to 1344 code for a protein of 447 amino acids. Lineage: Eukaryota; Fungi; Chytridiomycota; Chytridiomycetes; Spizellomycetales; Powellomycetaceae.